AUGGAGAAGCUUUUGAACCAUUACGACAAAGAGUACUUGAAAAUGGCCAUGUUAAAGCACGAGGAAACAUUUCGUGACCAGGUGUAUGAGCUUCAUCGACUCUACCGAAUCCAAAAGGUGCUAAUGAACGACAUAGCGAAAAAUAAUCGGUACGCGACGACUUGCAGACGGCCCGAGGCCCGUUUAUGUCUCGACCUGGAAAGGCCCGCCGGUUCGUACUAUGUACCGGGCUCGGGUGAUGAGCUCAGAGUCUCCGAAGCUGAGGAUGACCACAAUGACCUGGAGUUGACUUUAGGACCGAAAAGCUAUUAUCAGAAUAAAAUCAAAGCAGCCGGGCCGGGUCUCAGGUCGGACUCUGGGCCGAGCUUCUCGUCUUCGUCCUCCGGAUCGAACCACAUGAAGGGCCCGGAAAUGCCGGUGCCGGCUAAUAAAGAUAGGUUAAACAGUUCUCCUUGGCUUUUCCAAGCCCUCAGCUUGAAUAUAACUUGA
Messenger RNA from Striga hermonthica, 489 nucleotides. The record is from the annotation of a GenBank genome assembly. NCBI's taxonomy places the organism in Eukaryota, Viridiplantae, Streptophyta, Magnoliopsida, Lamiales, Orobanchaceae.